AACAACAACUAUGACAACAAAGUGAAGCUCAGCUGUACGAAUUAUGAACAAUGUUGUAAUAGCAGCUAAAAUCUAGGCAGGGAACCGAGUUCGGUCAGAAUGAUGGUUGGCAAUAGUUGAUCCAAAGAGAACCCUCUCAUCUGAUGUGUAUAUAAUCUAGCUUUUAAGAAAAUGCUCAGUCUGUGUUUUGAGUUGAAAGUAAACUUGUUGCCCGUUCAGACAGAUUUGCUGCCGUCGAUCAACGACCACGAACGCUGUGGUAGUCUGCUACAGAAGGCAACUCACACAAAUGACAACAUAGUAAAGUAGGAAAUGCUGCUGUAGCAGCAGCUGUACUCUUUUCUUUUUGCUAUCCCUUGACUGAACGGAAAUUUAAUUCCCAAUGUUGGAUUUUAGCAGAUCUUGAUUUGUUUUUUUAGUCUCAAGUGAAAGCCAUUCUUCUCAGAGUUGGCUGCACAUCUGAUCCGUUGUUUGACAUGGAAAGAAAAGAUUUUUUGAAGUUGCAGUCUACUUAAAGUUCAAAAGCAAUACUUGAUCUGUCUAAGCUGUUAUUGGCCUUAGUAAUUAACCGAAAAGCUAGAUUCCUGCUACUCUAUAACAGUAGCCAUGACGUCACCUUCUUCUGGGGCUCAUCUACCAUUGGAUCUAACUCAUGUUGAGAUAGAGGUUCCAAAUUAUGGUGUUUUACGGGAGGAACGAAUGAACAGAAAUCGGGAAACGAUGCAAGCUGUUGACAAAGGAAUCAGCAAAGACAUUCUACCAGAGGUGGACCUAACGUCCGCUGAGACGGGAGCAGCCGUGUGUAUCCAGAGACACUUCAGGGGACACCAAGGGAGGAAAGUCUAUGUGGAGAAAUUGUAUACCAAGUAUGAAGAGGAAGAACGAGAGAGGACAGAACGAAUACACAGACAGAUGGAGGAGGGGGAGCUGCUAGUGGACAA
Messenger RNA from Aplysia californica (California sea hare), 941 nucleotides. RefSeq lists its product as uncharacterized. The record is from RefSeq and is a predicted model, not a curated record. NCBI's taxonomy places the organism in Eukaryota, Metazoa, Mollusca, Gastropoda, Aplysiida, Aplysiidae. Gene Ontology annotation, molecular function: protein binding.